Messenger RNA from Drosophila gunungcola (fruit fly), 1732 nucleotides. Its product is annotated as keratin, type I cytoskeletal 9. The record is from RefSeq and is a predicted model, not a curated record. NCBI's taxonomy places the organism in Eukaryota, Metazoa, Arthropoda, Insecta, Diptera, Drosophilidae.
AUGCGUGCUAUUAUGUUGCUAUCCUGCCUGGCCGUGAUUGUCUGUGUCCAGGCAGCGGUCACAGGACCUGAGGCGCGCUCUAGUGUGGACUCCAAGGAUCAGCAGCUGGCCACCGCGAGCGUUGGAAUCCUGGACUCCGUGCUCCGGGGAAAGAGUCGCCAGUCGCGCUGUGUGCGAUGCUACGAGGAUCGAGACCGGGAUCGCUACUACGGCGGAUAUGCCAGUCGAUCGGGCGACGACAUGCGCAGCAGUGCCUGGUAUUAUACCGGCUACGAUGACCGCAGUAGCAGCAGGGAUCGCGACUACGACCGCUACUACGAUCGCUCCCGCUACGAUGAUCGUUAUACCCCAAGGACCUACGAUCGGUACGAGGGACGUGGCUAUGAUGAUUACAGAAGGGGAUCCGGUUACAGUGGAUCCUACGAUCGGGAACGCGGAUAUGGCUACGACAACCGGGAUCGCUACUAUGGUGGUGAUCGCUACAGUGCUGAUCGCUACAGCGAGGGAUCUUCCCGAGACCGCUUAUACGAUCGCUCGAGGUCCAGCGGGUAUGAUCGUUACGAUCCGUACGAUCGCUACUACUCCAGGUAUGAUUUUCGCAACUAUCGCCCUUGGGAUGAGACCUACAGGGGUCAAUCCGGCUUCGAUAACUCCGGCCGUGGCUAUUACUUUGCCACAGAUGAUGAUGAAAGCGACAGGAAUCGAGGAUAUGGCUACUCCUACUCUCGACCCACCUCCUCCUCCUUCUCCUCCUCCUCGAUGAGUUCGCCUUGUGGGCGCAUCCCCGGAAAUUGUCCCUAUGCCGGUGGCUCCAAGGUCACCUCCUCCGCGAUAGGCAGCGACAGCUCGCGAGUGGGUGGACAUACCAAUGUCCUGGGAUCGGAGGGAGGUCCUGGCAGUUGGACCUAUCUGGGGGAUCAGGAGAAGGGCAGUGGUGGCAGUAGCAGCAGCGCAUCGGCCAGCAGCGGCAGCAGUAGCAGCAGCAACGGCUCAAGCGGCAGCGGCGGCAGUCGGGAGCGGGAACGGGAACGGGACAGGGAGCGGGAUGCACAGAGCUCUUCCUAUGGUGGCCGACCACGUCCUCUAGGCGUCAGCUAUCUGCUCGAACGGGACGCGGACACCCCAUCGGAUGGGGCAGGAAACACGGCGAAUCCCGCCGGCAAUGGUGGAAGUGGUGGUGGUGGUGCUGGUGGCCAGAGCAUGCCCAUCCCAGCUGCCCAGACGGCUGCCGAGGAAAGUUCCGGCGCAGCCAAGCAGUAACUGGAUAAGGACGCAGAAUUCAGAUCUGAGUCCAGAUCCAGAUCCAAAUCCAGGACCGGAUGCAGUGCAGCGGCUGGGAGAGAUGUCCGCCCGGUGGGCGUGGCAGGGCUUAGUGUAACCUACUAUCCGUAUUUAUGUGUAAUUCAUAAGCUAAGUCUCCAAAGAAAAUAUUUAUGUGUGGCACAGCUUUGCUCAAAUAAACAAAAUUCAAAGAUCCUCAACAAGUGGUUAUUUUUAUAGGGGUAGAAAAAUAAUACAAAUUUUUCAGUUGCAAGUACAGUUUAUUUUAUUGUUCAAGUGUGUAAUGCUUAACUAAGAGGUAAUACAUUUAUUUAUAUUAUAAAAAUAAACUUUGUUUGUGAGAGACCCUGAGCACGAUUAACAUAAACCAAUGAAGUAAAAUUCAAAAGAAGAAAUAAAAUAUAUAAAACAUACAGGAAAAUUAAAAAAUAAAAAUCCAAACAGUUCAAAU